Molecule: messenger RNA, 4234 nt
Organism: Terrapene triunguis (Three-toed box turtle)
Lineage: Eukaryota; Metazoa; Chordata; Testudines; Emydidae
Gene: ABCB11
Product: ATP binding cassette subfamily B member 11
Exons: 27
Coding region: 23-4030 (1335 amino acids)
Biological process (GO): transmembrane transport
Cellular component (GO): membrane
Molecular function (GO): ATP binding; ATP hydrolysis activity; ABC-type transporter activity
Source: RefSeq, a predicted model, not a curated record
CUCAUUAAAGGAGCAAAUCAUCAUGUCCAAUCCUGUUGUUCUGCGCAGUAUUAGGAGAUUUGAAGAGGAUAACUACAUUUAUGACUCAGAUGGAUCAUAUAACAACCAUAAGAAACCAGAGUCAUCAAACAAGAAAGAAAAUGACAUUCGGCUUGGCUUCUUUCAACUGUUUCGAUUCUCUUCAUCAUCUGAGAUUUUGAUGAUGGCUUUUGGUAGUUUCUGUGCCAUUCUUCAUGGUGCAGCCCAGCCAUGCAUGUUGCUUGUCUUUGGUCUGAUGACAGACACAUUUAUUCAAUAUGACAUUGAGAAGCAAGAGCUUAGCAACCCAGACAAGGCAUGUGUGAAUAGCACCAUAGUGUGGAUCAACAGUUCCCUUCACCAAAAUGAAACAAAUACAUCAAUAAGUUGUGGGUUCCUGGACAUUGAAAGUGAAAUGAUCAGAUUUGCAAGUUACUAUGCAGGAAUCGGGUGUUUGGUGCUUGUGUUAGGAUACCUCCAAAUCUGCUUUUGGGUAAUGUCUGCAGCUCGUCAGAUUCAGAAAAUCAGGAAAGCGUAUUUUAGGAAAAUAAUGAGAAUGGAUAUAGGCUGGUUUGACUGUACAUCAGUAGGAGAACUGAAUACACGAAUCUCUGAUGAUGUGAACAAAAUCAAUGAUGCUAUUGCUGAUCAAGCAGCACUCUUUAUCCAGCGCUUCACCACCUUUAUCUGUGGAUUCCUGUUAGGAUUUGCUAGUGGCUGGAAACUGACCAUGGUUAUUAUUGCUGUCAGCCCACUACUUGGGAUCGGAGCAGCUACCCUGGGCUUGGCUGUGGCAAAACUGACAGGCCUAGAGUUAAAGGCAUACGCAAAAGCUGGUGCUGUGGCUGAUGAAGUGCUGUCAUCAAUCAGAACAGUGGCUGCUUUUGGUGGGGAGAGGAAAGAAAUUGAAAGAUAUGAUAAAAACCUAGUGUUUGCCCAGCGCUGGGGAAUUAGAAAAGGAAUGAUAAUGGGAUUCUUCACUGGUUACAUCUGGUUCAUAAUCUUCCUGUGUUAUGCAUUAGCCUUUUGGUAUGGCUCAAAACUUGUCCUUGAAGAAGAUGAGUAUUCACCUGGGACUCUCUUACAGGUUUUCUUUGGAGUCUUAAUAGGUGCUUUAAGUCUUGGUCAGGCUUCUCCUUGUUUGGAGGCUUUCGCCACUGGCCGCGGGGCUGCAACAAACAUCUUUGAGACGAUAGAUAAAAAACCUACCAUUGACUGCAUGUCAGAAGAGGGCUACAAGCUGGAUAAAAUAAGAGGUGAAAUUGAAUUCCAUAAUGUAACAUUUCAUUACCCAUCCAGGCCAGAAGUAAAGAUUUUGGAUAAUCUUAGCAUGGUUAUUAAAUCAGGGGAGACAACUGCUUUUGUUGGACCCAGUGGAGCUGGAAAAAGCACCACAGUGCAGCUCAUCCAGCGGUUCUAUGACCCUACUGAAGGCAUGGUUACCCUUGAUGGCCAUGACAUUCGCUCCCUUAACAUUCAGUGGUUGCGCUCACUGAUUGGUAUUGUUGAGCAAGAACCAGUCCUGUUUGCUACCACAAUUGCAGAGAACAUUCGCUAUGGCCGUGAUGAUGCUAGUAUGGAAGACAUCAUCAAAGCAGCCAAGGAAGCCAACGCCUACAACUUUAUCAUGGAUCUGCCACUGCAAUUUGACACCCUUGUUGGAGAGGGUGGAGGCCAGAUGAGUGGAGGUCAGAAACAAAGGAUAGCUAUUGCUCGAGCCCUUGUCCGAAACCCUAAAAUCCUGCUACUAGAUAUGGCCACAUCAGCAUUGGACAAUGAAAGUGAAGCUAUUGUCCAAGAAGCACUUCAUAAGGCGCGCCUUGGGCGCACUGCAAUCUCAAUAGCUCAUCGUCUGUCCACAGUCAAAGCCGCUGAUGUCAUCAUUGGGUUUGAGCAUGGAAGGGCGGUUGAGAGAGGAACACAUGAGGAGCUACUGGAAAGGAAAGGGGUUUAUUUUACACUGGUGACCUUGCAAAGCCAAGGAGACAAGGCACUUACUGAAACAGCAGUGGAAAAAAAUGACUUGCUUGUUACACCAAACCUUACGAAAGACCAGUCGUUUAGCCGUGGGAGCUAUCAAAGAAGCUUGCGAGCUUCAGUUCGACAGCGUUCCAGGUCUCAGCUCUCUAAUAUAGUACCCAGCCAUCCAUUAUCAAUCACUGGAGACCAGUCAGACACUGUGUAUCGAAUACAUCAAUAUGAAGAAGGCACAUCUACACAAAAGCAGACAUUUGAGGAGGAAGAAGAGGAAGUGGAGCCUGCACCAGUCACCAGGAUUUUGAAAUACAAUGCUCCAGAGUGGCCUUAUAUGUUGUUUGGAUCUGUUGGCGCAGCUAUGAACGGGGCAGUCAAUCCACUCUAUGCUCUAUUAUUUAGUCAGAUUCUUGCGACCUUUUCCAUGCCUGAUAAAGAAGAGCAAAGAGCACUGAUCAAUGGCAUCUGCCUGCUUUUUGUCCUUGUUGGAGUUGUAUCAUUUUUCACACAGUUCCUGCAGGGAUACACAUUUGCAAAAUCUGGUGAGUUGCUUACAAGACGGUUAAGGAAAAUUGGUUUCCAAGCUAUGCUAGGGCAAGAGAUUGGUUGGUUUGAUGACCACAGAAACAGCCCUGGUGCCUUGACUACAAGACUUGCAACAGAUGCAUCACAGGUUCAAGGGGCUACCGGAUCUCAGAUAGGAAUGAUUGUCAGUUCCUUAACCAACAUUGGAGUGGCCAUUAUCAUUGCUUUCUACUUCAGCUGGAAACUAAGUCUAGUUAUAAUGUGCUUCCUGCCCUUUUUAGCCUUAUCUGGUGCUGUGCAGGCUAAAAUGUUGACAGGAUUUGCCUCGCAGGACAAGCAAGCUAUGGAAAUUACUGGGCAGAUUUCCAGUGAAGCCCUCUCUAACAUUAGGACUGUAGCUGGAAUAGGGAAGGAGAGAAAGUUUAUUGAAGCAUAUGAAGAACAGCUGGAAAUCCCAUAUAGAGCUGCAAUCAGUAAAGCAAAUGUUUAUGGAAUCUGUUUUGGCUUUGCCCAAUGUGUAGUGUUCAUAGCCAAUUCAGUCUCUUAUCGAUAUGGAGGUUUUUUGGUGGAGAAUGAAGGACUUCAUUAUAGCCAUGUGUUUAGGGUGAUCUCUGCCGUUGUGACCAGUGGCACUGCUUUGGGAAGAGCUUCUUCUUAUACUCCAAACUAUGCUAAAGCAAAAAUAUCUGCUGCACGUUUUUUUCAACUGGUGGAUCGGGUUCCCCAAAUCAGUGUUUACAGUAAUGGAGGGGAAAAAUGGGACAAUUUCAAGGGAAGAAUUGAAUUUAUCAACUGCAGGUUCACGUAUCCUUCUCGGCCUGACAUCCAAGUUUUGAACGGCUUCUCAGUGUCUGUUAAACCUGCUCAGACACUUGCAUUUGUUGGAAGUAGUGGAUGUGGCAAAAGCACUAGCGUCCAGCUUCUGGAGCGCUUUUAUGACCCUGAGAAAGGACGUGUGUUAAUAGAUGGCCAUGAUUCCAAGAAAGUAAAUAUACAGUUCCUUAGAUCUAAAAUUGGAAUAGUGUCUCAGGAGCCUGUGUUAUUUGACUGUAGUAUUGCUGAUAAUAUUAAAUAUGGUGAUAACAGCAAAGAGAUCACUAUGAAAGAAGUUAUAGAAGCAGCAAAGAAGGCCCAGCUGCAUGACUUUGUCAUGUCCCUUCCAGAUAAAUAUGAAACUAAUGUUGGGGCUCAGGGAUCCCAGCUUUCUCGUGGGCAAAAGCAACGCAUCGCUAUAGCUCGGGCCAUCAUACGAGAUCCUAAAAUCUUAUUACUGGAUGAAGCAACAUCUGCCUUAGACACAGAAAGUGAAAAGACUGUGCAAGAUGCAUUGGAUAAAGCCAGAGAGGGACGGACCUGCAUUGUCAUAGCACAUCGGUUGUCUACAAUUCAACACUCUGAUAUCAUAGCUGUCAUGUCUCAAGGAAUUAUUGUUGAAAAGGGCAAUCAUAAUGAACUGAUGGCCAGGGAAGGAGCUUAUUACAAACUUGUCACCACUGGAGCACCAAUUAGCUGAUUUACCACAGGCUCUGUGUAAACUUGAAGGAUGAUACUUUUCUAAAUGAGAACUCUGCAGUUGGUUUGGCAAUGUUGGUACCCCUUUAAGUUAUUACAUGGUACAAAACGCUCUGUCAUAUGACAAGUUACAUGGGACAUUAUCGAGCCUAAAAUGUAUCUUGCCUUCUGGAGUAAGCAAGCCCUGUAGGAUCAUAUAUCGUGA